Molecule: messenger RNA, 2841 nt
Organism: Gossypium arboreum
Lineage: Eukaryota; Viridiplantae; Streptophyta; Magnoliopsida; Malvales; Malvaceae
Product: beta-galactosidase 13-like
Exons: 14
Coding region: 161-2692 (843 amino acids)
Biological process (GO): carbohydrate metabolic process
Cellular component (GO): vacuole; cell wall
Molecular function (GO): carbohydrate binding; beta-galactosidase activity
Source: RefSeq, a predicted model, not a curated record
ACUAUAAAUAAUUGACUUUAUGCUACGUUGUUCUUCGAGCUUCUCCUCUUUGCCAAGCUAAAGAGGCUUUCCGUAAAAGUGAGGCUCCUUUCAUUACUUAUAGUAGCAACGUCCCUCCAACCCCGAAGAAUAAAAGUUUCUUCUACUGGUAUAUAUAACAAUGGUAGAACCUCGGCGUUUACUCCUGAUAUUCUUUUUGUCGACAUUGUUGAUUGCUUAUAGCAAUGCAAAUGUCGAAGAGAUUCAGAAGGAUACCGAGGAAGGGGACGAAGAAGUUAAGGUAGGAGGUCAGAAGGCUCUGGGUGUGACAUACGACGCAAGGUCCUUGAUCAUCAAUGGCAAACGAGAGCUUCUCUUUUCGGGAGCUAUCCAUUACCCACGUAGCACCCCAGAUAUGUGGCCGGACCUGAUUAAAAAAGCUAAGCAGGGAGGCAUCAAUGCGAUUGAGACGUAUGUUUUCUGGAAUGGACAUGAACCAGUUGAGGGACAGUACAACUUUGAAGGAGAAUUUGACUUGGUGAAGUUCAUCAAGUUGAUUCAUGAGCAUAAGUUGUAUGCAGUCGUUAGGGUUGGCCCCUUUAUUCAGGCUGAAUGGAAUCACGGAGGAUUACCAUAUUGGUUAAGAGAGGUCCCCGGCAUCAUUUUCCGAUCCGAUAAUGAACCUUUCAAGAAACACAUGAAAAGGUUUGUGACCUUGAUUGUUGACAAACUGAAGCAAGAGAAGUUGUUUGCUCCACAAGGAGGACCUAUUAUUUUAGCACAGAUAGAGAAUGAAUACAACACUAUUCAAAGAGCAUUCAGGGAAAAAGGGGAUAGUUAUGUUCAAUGGGCCGGUAAACUGGCCCUUAGCUUGAAUGCCAAUGUCCCAUGGAUCAUGUGCAAGCAGAGGGAUGCCCCAGAUCCCAUUAUCAAUACAUGCAAUGGAAGGCACUGUGGAGAUACUUUCUAUGGUCCAAAUAAGCGCAACAAGCCGGCAUUGUGGACUGAGAACUGGACUGCACAGUAUAGAGUAUUCGGUGAUCCACCAUCCCAAAGGUCAGCUGAAGAUUUGGCAUACUCAGUUGCUCGAUUCUUCUCCAAAAAUGGAAGCAUGGUCAACUACUAUAUGUACUAUGGUGGCACCAAUUUUGGCAGGACAAGUGCCUCAUUUACAACAACUCGUUACUAUGACGAAGGCCCUCUUGAUGAAUUUGGUCUUCAAAGGGAACCAAAGUGGGGUCAUCUUAAGGACGUCCACAGGGCCUUGAGUUUGUGCAAAAGGGCUCUAUUUUGGGGGGUUCCUACUACUCUAAAGCUGGGUCCAGAUCAACAGGCUAUAGUCUGGCAACAACCUGGAACUUCAGCCUGUGCAGCUUUCUUGGCCAACAAUAACACCCGUCUGGCACAACAUGUGAAUUUCAGGGGCCAGGACAUUCGCCUGCCGGCUCGUUCCAUUAGCGUCCUCCCUGAUUGCAAGACCGUGGUUUUCAACACUCAACUGGUCACAACUCAACAUAACUCAAGAAACUUUGUAAGAUCAGAAAUUGCAAACAAGAACUUUAACUGGGAGAUGUACAGGGAAGUCCCUCCUGUCGGACUUGGAUUUAAGUUUGACGUGCCAAGGGAGCUUUUUCAUUUGACCAAAGAUACAACCGACUAUGCUUGGUACACAACUAGCCUUUUGUUGGGUCGACGUGAUUUACCAAUGAAGAAAAAUGUCCGACCAGUUUUACGGGUUGCUAGUCUUGGCCAUGGAAUCCAUGCCUAUGUAAAUGGUGAAUACGCCGGUUCUGCACAUGGGAGCAAAGUUGAGAAGAGCUUUGUUUUCCAGAGAGCUGUAAGCUUGAAGGAAGGGGAAAACCAUAUUGCUCUCUUGGGCUACUUAGUGGGACUCCCUGAUAGCGGAGCCUACAUGGAGAAAAGGUUCGCUGGGCCUCGUUCUAUCACCAUCCUUGGUUUGAACACUGGAACACUGGACAUAUCACAAAAUGGUUGGGGCCACCAGGUUGGAAUUGAUGGAGAAAAGAAGAAAUUGUUUACUGAGGAAGGCUCAAAGUCUGUUCAGUGGACAAAGCCUGACCAAGGAGGACCAUUAACAUGGUACAAGGGAUAUUUUGAUGCACCAGAAGGGGACAACCCAGUUGCCAUUGUUAUGACUGGUAUGGGGAAGGGUAUGGUUUGGAUCAAUGGUAGAAGCAUUGGCCGAUAUUGGAACAAUUACCUUAGUCCUCUUAAGAAGCCAACACAAUCCGAGUACCACAUCCCACGGGCAUACUUGAAGCCAAAGAACCUGAUUGUCCUCCUUGAGGAAGAAGGAGGCAAUCCUAAAGAUGUCCAUAUAGUAACAGUCAACAGGGAUACAAUCUGCAGUGGUGUGAGUGAAAUUCACCCACCAUCCCCGAGAUUGUUCGAAACCAAAAAUGGUAGUCUCCAAGCCAAAGUGAAUGAUUUGAAACCAAGGGCUGAAUUGAAAUGUCCAGGCAAGAAGCAAAUCGUGGCAGUGGAGUUUGCGAGCUAUGGUGAUCCAUUUGGCGCUUGCGGAGCCUACUUUAUUGGAAAUUGCACAGCGCCAGAAUCCAAGCAAGUCGUUGAGAAGUAUUGCUUGGGGAAGCCCAGCUGCCAAAUCCCACUAGAUAGCAUUCCUUUCAGUAACCAAAAUGACGCAUGUAUCCAUCUCAGGAAGACUUUGGCCGUCCAACUCAAAUGUGCCUAAACAAAUGCGUGCUUCGACACAGCUUGGAUUAAGCUUCACAUUUUAUUUUUUUUAAUUGAGCUAAGACGGUGCAUGGAGGAGUGCUCGAUCUAUUUAUUUGUAUUUCUUAAAUAUUAAAUGAAUAUGUGCGAAUUCCAGAAUUACAAUAA